Messenger RNA from Penicillium arizonense, 1080 nucleotides. RefSeq lists its product as uncharacterized. Lineage: Eukaryota; Fungi; Ascomycota; Eurotiomycetes; Eurotiales; Aspergillaceae. The record is from RefSeq and is a predicted model, not a curated record. Gene Ontology annotation, molecular function: ATP binding; ATP:ADP adenylyltransferase activity. The transcript has 2 exons. Gene Ontology annotation, biological process: nucleotide metabolic process. Bases 1 to 1080 code for a protein of 359 amino acids.
AUGCAAUUAGCUCUACCAGAAAGUCUACCAACAUUAGUUGCUAAGCGCUUCACAGCUGCGCGAGAUGCCAGUCAUCUGGUGUUCUCUUCAACCCACUUGUCGAUAAUCAACGCCGCAGGGAUACUGUAUCAACUUCGCUACUGCCCAGCUCUCGCUAAGAAACCCUCCAACAUCAAGCCUGAUAAUGGCCCCAAGAUCCCCAAGCCAGAUCCCUUCCAGCAUCCUUCCCCAGAGCUUCUGGUCGCGCAAUUCCCGCCCGAGAACCCCGCCUACAACCUGAUUCUCAACAAGUUCCCUGUUAUCCCGAAUCACUUCCUCCUUGUGACAAGAGACUGGCAAGCGCAAACUGAUCUGCUAGAAAAAGCAGAUCUAGAGGCUACAUAUGAGGUCCUAAAAGCGUGGACCACAUCCGGAUCUAGCCAAACGAAUGGCUCGAAGAGCCAGGGCCAGAGCCAGGGCCUCUUCGCCUUCUUCAACUCCGGCGACGACAGCGGUGCAAGCCAACCACACCGCCACCUCCAAUUCCUCCCCGUGGAGGCAAUGCGCCAACCCGGCUCGGAGACCUGGCAUCCGCUGAUCGACUUGCUCGCCUCCCAAUCCACAUCCCCUCCCUCCUCGCCUUCUACGACGCCGAAAUUCCAACACCUUUCUGCCCUCCCCUUCGCUCACUUCGCUCUUCCGCUCCCGCCAAACCCCUCACCCGAAGCCCUCCACUCAAUCUACACAACUCUCUAUAAAGCUGCCGUUGCAGCAACACGCGGCUGCAGCCCACAGCAGGAUACUGAGCCUGUUUCCACACAUGGUGCAUCGCUUAUCGGCUACAAUCUUGCUAUGACUCGCUCGACGAUGAUGAUUUGUCCCCGCCGGCAGGAGACGGCGGUCGUGCCGAUUGACCCCGCGGCAGCGGCUGACAUAGCCGAUCUUGGGGUUCUCUCGUUGAACGGUACUAUUCUUGCGGGAACGCUAAUGGUCAAGGCUGAGAGUGAGUGGAAUGCGCUACGAGAGAAUCCGGAGUUGCUCACGCAGGUUCUUGCUACGGUUGGAUUUCCGCGGACGGAUUCCAGAGGCCCUUCUCUGUGA